AUGGCCCAACCUCUCGAUGUUGAAUUCAAUACAAUUGAUGGAGUCACUCUGCGUGGUUGCCUAUACCCAGCGAAUCAAAGAGGGCCUGGUGUUGUGAUGACCUCUGGGCUUAUUUGUGUUAAAGAAGCUUUUGGUUUACCAAAGGUAGCGCGAGAUUUCCAGAAGGCUGGGAUCACAGCCCUUAUCUACGACACGCGGACUGUUGGACAGAGUGGUGGUCACCCACGCAAUGAUAUAGAUCCCUAUAAGCAGAUCGAGGAUUGCUCAGAUGCCCUCACAUUUCUUGCCAAUCACCCGACGGUAGACCCAUCACAAGUUGGCCUUUGGGGGGUUUCCCUUGGCGGAGCAGUGUCCCUUUGCUGUGCUUCCUUAGAUCCUCGCAUUCGCUUUGUGAUUAGCGCCUGUCCGAUACUCAAAUGCGAACAGAGAAAGGAAAGGCUCCCACAGCUGCUAGCAAAGGCCGUGCAGGACCGGGAGGCACAGAUCAAGGGUAAUCCGCCAUUUUAUCACUUAGCUUUCGCAGAACGCCGGGGGACUAUAGGCUCUUCACCAUUUUUGGGGGCCCAUCACGCUGGAUUAAAAGAUUUGAGCAUAAAAGACCCUCUUAAUCCUACAUCUGAACACAAGCUCAAUCAUGAGGUCUCCUUUCUCCCAAAUCCACCAAACGCGGCAACCAUUCAAACGACAUAUAGAUUCUUAAUGUGGAAUCCAUUCCCCAUAUUGGAACAUCUGCACUCAACCCCUGUUCUUUUCAUUAUUCCGGAGGAGGACGAGUUUAUACCCCCCAAUGUGCAGCUUAAAUACUUUGACGAUCUCCAGGGACCCAAGCGACUGCAUUUGGAGAAAGGUAGUAUCCAUACCAACAUCUUUGAUAGGGAGGGCAACCAGGAGAUUUUGAACAAACAGGUAGAAUUCGUUCGAGAUGCAUUGAAUGGAUGUGUGGGAUCUAAAGAUCCCAAAUAUUAG
Talaromyces proteolyticus is the source of this 966-nucleotide messenger RNA. Its product is annotated as Alpha/Beta hydrolase protein. The transcript has 2 exons. The record is from RefSeq and is a predicted model, not a curated record. The coding region runs from base 1 to 966 and encodes 321 amino acids. Lineage: Eukaryota; Fungi; Ascomycota; Eurotiomycetes; Eurotiales; Trichocomaceae.